CCGGACGCCAUCACAUCAGACGUUGCGUUGUUUCUAAAAAAAAAAAAAACUGCGUUUCUCGGUCGUUAGUUUUUUUAUUUCCACGGUUAUCAGCACUUUUAAAAACAAUGUUCCUCCUGGGCGUUAAAGUGCUGUUUUGAACAUAUUUUUCGUCUUCGGCACGCGCCAGUGAUUUAAACCCGACAUUAUUUUCUCAGGGAUGUCGAGCAGAAAACGUGAACAUGAACGCAGCAAGGUGUCCAACAGCUCUAAAGGUGCAUCGCAGUUAAAACCCGACACUUGUCAGAUGAUGGCCGAUCAGCGGGGACGUUGACACUUUCUUCAAAUAUCGUACUUUGCGUCUCGUUAAUUUCGGUGGGAUUCUGCAGCGGGCUGGUUUUGGUAAAACUGCAGAAAACAGCGGAGGUUUCGGGCGGAGUUGACGUGAAGCUAGCCGAGCUGGGUGCGUCUGUGGCGGCUGCCUGGUCGCGAUGGGUUUGCUAAUCUAAUCUGCAGCAUCAGAUUAUUUGAAAACCACUGUAGGGUGUCUACAACCUGCUAAAACAUCCUUUUAACUCACCCCUCUCCAAAAACGAGCUCUAAUUGCGUAAAAUCUGGCUCACUUGUUGGCUAAGUUUUGGCAGAUAUGUCUGAAAACGCCCCCACACGAAGCCUGGAUGACAUAGACCUCGCAGCUCUGAGGGAUCCAGCGGGGAUCUUUGAGCUGGUCGAGGUUGUUGGCAAUGGGACAUAUGGGCAGGUUUACAAGGGCCGUCACGUGAAGACAGGCCAACUGGCUGCCAUCAAAGUGAUGGAUGUUACAGAAGAGGAGGAGGAGGAGAUCAAAGCAGAGAUCAACAUGCUGAAGAAGUACAGUCACCACCGCAACAUAGCCACGUACUACGGUGCCUUUGUGAAGAAGAGCCCACCAGGACACGAUGACCAACUUUGGCUGGUAAUGGAGUUCUGUGGAGCAGGAUCCGUGACCGACCUGGUGAAAAACACCAAAGGCAGCUCCCUGAAGGAGGACUGGAUUGCUUACAUCUGCAGGGAGAUCCUAAGGGGCCUUUCUCACCUUCACGCCCAUAAAGUUAUCCACCGAGACAUCAAAGGCCAGAACGUACUGCUGACGGAAAAUGCAGAGGUCAAGCUUGUUGAUUUUGGCGUGAGUGCUCAGUUGGAUCGGACUGUCGGACGCAGGAACACUUUCAUCGGUACUCCUUACUGGAUGGCACCUGAGGUCAUUGCCUGUGAUGAGAACCCAGACUCCACCUACGACUUCAGGAGUGAUAUUUGGUCUUUGGGAAUAACAGCCAUAGAGAUGGCAGAGGGAGCUCCUCCUCUGUGUGACAUGCACCCAAUGAGAGCCCUGUUCCUGAUUCCCAGGAACCCGCCUCCAAAACUUAAAUCCAAGAAAUGGUCCAAGAAGUUUAUUGACUUCAUAGAAGGCUGUCUUGUCAAGACGUACCACAGCCGACCAUCCACAGAGCAGCUGCUGAAGCAUUCCUUCAUCAGAGACCAGCCCACGGAGCGGCAGGUCCGAAUUCAGCUCAAAGACCACAUUGACCGAACGCGCAAGAAGAGGGGGGAAAAAGAAGAGACUGAGUAUGAGUACAGUGGGAGCGAUGAAGAGGAUGAAAACCGUGGUGAUGAUAGAGAGUCAAGUUCGAUCCUCAAUGUGCCCGGCGAGUCCACAUUGAGACGAGACUUCCAGCGGCUGCAGCAGGAAAACAAAGAGCGCUCCGAGGCUCACAAGAGGCAGCAGGCCCAACUGGCAGCUCAGCGCCGGGACCCUGAGGAGCACAAGAGGCAGCUGCUGCAUGACCGCCAGAAACGCAUCGAGGAGCAGAAGGAGCAGCGCCGUCGACUUGAAGAGCAACAGAGAAAAGCUGCAGCAGAGAUGGUGAGGCAGCAAGAAAAAGGUCCCCAUCGGAGACUUGACGAUAUGAGACGAGAGGAAGACAGAAGGCUGGCGGAGAGGGAGCAGGAGUUUAUAAGACACAAGUUAGAGGAGGAGCAGCGGCAGUUAGAAAUCCUUCAGCAGCAGUUGCUUCAGGAGCAGGCACUGCUUAUGGAGUAUAAACGCAAACAGCUUGAGGAGCAGCGUCAGUCAGAGCGGCUGCAGAGGCAGCUGCAGCAGGAGCAUGCCUACCUGGUGUCUCUGCAACAGCAGCAGCAAGAAAAGAAGCCCCAGCUUUACCAUUAUAACAAAAACCUUGAGCCCAACAACAAACCUACCUGGGCCCGUGAGGUGGAGGAGCGGAGUAAGCUUAACAGACAGGGUUCCCCCAAAAUCUGCACGACUGUUUCUGACACCGCCAUACAGUCACGCUCGGACUCCAUCAGCCAGUCGGGAAUGGUCCAGUCUGCGCAGACCCCACCAAUGCAGAGACCAGUUGAGCCCCAAGGGGGUCAGGGGAAGUUCCAGAUGGCUCACUUGGUUCCUCUGAAGCCUUACGCUGCCCCUGUCCCUCGCUCUCAGUCCCUCUGUGACCAGCCCACUAAGAACAUGUCCGCCUUCCCCACCCAGGAUCCCUCCCUCAACCCCACACCCCGCCCCACCCAUUCCAGGGAGCUUGUGCGCCAGAACUCGGACCCCACUUCUGAAACCCCAGGACCACAGGGGCAUCAGAUGAGGGAGGAUCGUGGCCCUUGGAUUCGCCUGCCAGAUGUUGAGCUCCCACCUAAGAUUCCUCAGAGGACUGCAUCUAUUGCCACAGCUCUCAACACCAACCUUACCUCUGGCAUCAGACAUCCAGUAAGAGCCAGCAAUCCAGAUCUUAGCCGCAACGAUCGCUGGGAACGAGGAGACAGCAUAAACAUAAUUUCCAAUCUUCCCCAGACGGGUUCCCUGGAGAGGCACCGUAUCCUCAGUUCCUCCAAAAUGGAUUCACCCGUUCUCUCCCAUGAAGGUCGCCACAAGCCGGGAGAAUCUCGAACCUCAUCUCGUCCUGGGCGCCCUGCUAGUUACAAGAGAGCUAUAGGGGAGGACCAUGGCCUCUAUGCCAAGGAGCGUGCUGAGGAGCCACCAAGGCCCCCUGUCAAGGCCAACGAUUACUCCUCCUCUUCAGAAAGCAGCGAGAGCAGUGAAGAAAGCGAGAGUGGCGAGGGAGCAGAAGAGGAGGAAAGCUCAACAGAUCGUCAAAGGGAUGCAGACUCUGAUUCAGUCAACACCAUGGUGGUCCAUGAAGACGAGGGAGAGGUGGGGGAAGGAGAGCAGGCUGGAGGUUAUGGGGAUCAGACCAUGCUGGUGCAGCGAACCCCAGAGAAGAGGAGCCACAAUGGAUACACAAACUUGCCAGAUGUGGUGCAACCUUCCCACUCUCCCACUGAGUCAGCCACUCACUCCUCUCCUGGGAAAGACUCAGUUUAUGAUUAUCAGUCCAGAGGUUUGGUGAAGACGUCUGCCAAGUCUUCUUUCACGACGUUUGUGGAUCUUGGCAUGUACCAGUCACCAGGAGGAACGGGGGACAACAUGUCCCUCAGUAACUCCAGGUUUGAGCAGCUGAAGAUGGAGGUAAGGAAAGGGUCCAUGGUGAACGUCAAUCCUACCAACACACGUCCUCCCAAUGACACCCCCGAGAUCCGCAAAUACAAGAAGAGGUUCAACUCUGAGAUCCUGUGUGCUGCACUGUGGGGUGUGAACCUGUUGGUGGGCACAGAGAAUGGUUUAAAGCUGCUGGACCGCAGUGGUCAGGGGAAAGUUUACCCCCUCAUCAACUCCCGCAGGUUCCAACAGAUGGACGUCCUUGAGGGUCUCAACCUGCUCAUCACCAUAUCAGGCAAGAAAAACAAGGUACGUGUUUACUACCUGGCGUGGCUGAGGAAUAAGAUCCUCCACAAUGAUCCUGAGGUGGAAAAGAAACAGGGUUGGACCACUGUGGGGGAAAUGGAGGGCUGUGUGCACUACAAAGUGGUGAAAUACGAGAGGAUAAAGUUCCUGGUGAUCGCUUUGAAGAAUGCCGUGGAAGUUUACGCCUGGGCGCCCAAACCUUAUCACAAAUUCAUGGCCUUCAAGUCGUUUGCAGACCUUCCACACAGGCCUGUCCUGGUCGACCUGACGGUGGAGGAAGGUCAGAGGCUGAAGGUCAUCUACGGGUCUUGCGCUGGCUUCCAUGCUAUCGACGUGGACUCCGGAAACAACUACGACAUUUAUAUCCCCGUUCACAUCCAAAGCCAAGUGACCCCACAUGCCAUUGUGUUCCUGCCCAACUCAGACGGCAUGGAGAUGCUGCUGUGCUACGAGGACGAGGGGGUUUACGUCAACACCUACGGACGCAUCAUAAAGGACGUUGUCCUGCAGUGGGGCGAGAUGCCCACCUCUGUUGCUCAUAUCUGCUCCAACCAAAUCAUGGGCUGGGGGGAAAAGGCCAUUGAGAUCCGUUCUGUGGAGACGGGCCACUUGGACGGUGUCUUCAUGCACAAAAGAGCUCAGAGGCUGAAGUUCCUUUGUGAGAGAAAUGAUAAGGUGUUCUUUGCUUCGGUGCGCUCCGGAGGCAGCAGCCAGGUGUACUUCAUGACCCUGAACAGAAACUGCAUCAUGAACUGGUGAAGGAACGGCUGCUUCUGGUCAGUGUCUGAAAACCCAGCAGGGUCCGGAGAACCGAGCGCAUCCUCAAGAUCUCACGAACGCAUGCACACGAUUGUGAACACCCCUCCUUUUUCUCGACAGUUCCUUCAACACUUGCCCUGCAAUGACAAAGACACACACACACACACACACACACACACACACACACACACACACACACACACAUCUCUGAAUCCAUUCCAGCCUACACUCCUUAUGAUUUCACCAGAGGCCCCCGAUGAGUCUCCCUGGGAUCAUCCCGACAACAGCUGACGAGUUUCAAAAUGUUUUGGUUUGAACCAUGUGUGUAUACUGUAUAAAUUUAUAUAUAUCCAGCUUGAUUUACUUUGUGAACCUGUCUUUUAGUUUUAACUAUUUAGUUCCUAAUUGUGGAGUACGUUAGCACACCUCGAUGGCUCUGCGGUGCGUAA
Messenger RNA from Nematolebias whitei (Rio pearlfish), 4980 nucleotides. It is a transcript of the gene mink1, whose product is annotated as misshapen-like kinase 1. The coding region runs from base 626 to 4531 and encodes 1301 amino acids. The transcript is spliced from 32 exons. Gene Ontology annotation, biological process: protein phosphorylation. Gene Ontology annotation, molecular function: protein kinase activity; ATP binding. The record is from RefSeq and is a predicted model, not a curated record. NCBI's taxonomy places the organism in Eukaryota, Metazoa, Chordata, Actinopteri, Cyprinodontiformes, Rivulidae.